GACCUCACGUAGCUACAGUAUCUACAGCAAAUGGACAACAUCUGGAACCUAUCCCAUGUACCUGGCUGGGAUGCGAGGCACACCCUGGAAUGACUGCCAUUCAAUUACAGUGCACAUGUAGAUAAGCAGCCAUUCAGUCUACUAAAUCUACCACUUGCCCCUGUCGAACAACCUGUUCAUAUAUAUCGUGUAUCCUGAAAGAAUACAUUUUUAUUAGUGUUAUUACAAAAAAUUGUGUCUCCCUCCCCCAACCACAUGAAAAAGGUUUUAUUGAAAGUUUUGAAACGCUAUUAAAACAGUACAUUCCUGAUGCGCCUUUAGCAACAAUUGAAUAUGAAGAUGCCCAUUCCUUCUUCCACCGCUCAUUCUCCAUCAAUUGCAAUCGAUUUUCAUCCGUCUCUGUACAUUACUGCCUUCUGACUAUUCGUCUGCCAGUUUUUGAAACUACAGUCGCUCCCCCACACACGCACAAGUUUUAUUAAUAAAAACGGUCUCAAGGAAACUAAUCAAUAGUUGCUAUUCUCUUUCAUGCGCAUGUAUUAAUCUUUAAUCGAAUAGUUGAGCCAUCACAACUGCAGGUGGCAGUAGUGUGUCAAAAAGAGAGUUUGUUCUGCUGGGAAAAAAUAAGUUGGGCAAAACUCGUAAAGUUUUACUUCCACUACUUUUUGAUGUCGCUUCCAGUCGUCGGUAUCGGUAUGUAACUUUUUUUGUAAAAUAAACUCGCGUGAACUGCGAAGUCGAGUGUAUGAAAGGGUGAAUGAUUAGUUCGACCGAAACGCAAGCAGUCGACUCGACGUAAAGGCGCCAUGUUCAAAAUGCUACAAGGCUACUUUUUGACAUUUUGGCUUUUUCGUCGCGACGAACAAACUGAAACACACCAGAACGUGUCUACACAAUGUUUCGUUUAGUCAUGAAGCGAGAUCUCAAACACGAGCAGGACGGCAGAAAAAGGAGCAGGUGUAUGCAGACAGAGCGGAAGAUGCCCCAUCUUCAGUGUGAAGCUGAUAUGUUGGCAACGGGUGAUAAGGUGCCAAAGACUUCAUCAUUCCUGCAGCAGUCACGUGUAUCAUCCGAGCAAACUCUGCACAGCCUUUUGCGGGACAUCCAAGCAUCCAAUACAGCAUUCCCAGUCCAAGGUGUGUUUGGAACACUGCAGAGGAAAGCCAGAGAGAGGGUACCAGAUUCUGGAAUGACAGGGGCAAAGCACUUGGAUUUGAAGAAGAAACAGGACGGCUCAGAGAAGGCCUCCAAAAGCCUGAGGUCUAAUAUCUUCACUGAAGAUACGGCUAAUUCCAACCUCUCAACGAAGUAUUCGGUCGAAACGCGUCCCAAAGCGAGCAGGCUGAGCCGCACUCGGAGACUUAAGCAGCAGGUUGCGAAUGGAAGCGGGAGAAUUAUUUACACAGAUCAUGACGAAACGCUUGAAAUUAUGCGAAAAGUGUCCAGUUGGGAGGAUGAGCUGUGGACAGACAAGUACAGUCCUCAAUGUGCAAGUGAACUUAUUGGCAAUAUCCUCCAAGUGAACAAACUGCACAGUUGGUUGACAAUGUGGAAACGGUGGAUCAACUGCAAUGAGAAUAGGAUCGUGGAGCAAAUAAAAAAUGAAGAAAAGAGCAGAGGAAGCAUUUGUACUCAAGAUUCGUGGGAUUGUGGAGACUUCCAGGGUGAGGUUGGCUCCGCGGACAACCAUGAAAAGCCGCCGUGGAAUACCAUGCUGAUCACGGGUCCUUCAGGCGUGGGCAAGACUGCAUCAGUGUACGCCUGCGCUCAGGGGCUCGGCUUCAAGGUAUUUGAGGUGAACUCUUCCUCCCAACGUAAUGGGCGCCAGCUUCUGUAUCAGCUGAAAGAAGCGACCCAGUCCCACCUUGUGGAGACGGCCGGGAAGGACCCGCUGAGACCGGCCUACUUUCACAACUACGGCACCAGAGGCUGCUCCUCUAAAAGGCAACAUUUAGAUGGAGGCAAAUUGCCACCUCCCAAGAAAAUGGCCCCCAGCUCAAGAAAGCAGACCUCUGGCCGCCGCGGAUGCACAGGAAAGGAGAGUCCAGCCGCGGUCACUCUGACAAACUUCUUUAAGACGAAGGCCAAAGCAGAUCACCUGUGCAAUCUGUCGCCAGCGGAGACAUCGCAUGACAAACUGAAACUUGGGCCUGAGCAUCAAGCGAGACCGCAGAACAAAAAAGGAGCUAUGUCGCUAAUCCUGUUUGAGGAGGUUGAUGUCAUAUUUGAAGAGGAUGUCGGUUUCUUGGCAGCCGUCAAGACUUUCAUGAUGACGACAAAGAGGCCAGUUGUUCUUACCACUAACGAUUCUACAUUCAGAGAGCGAUUCAGCAGCAGCUUGGAAGAAGUUGUUUUUAAGACGCCAUCAGCUGUGAACGUCUGCAGCUACCUGCAGCUUCUAUGUUUGGCCGAGGGCGUGAAAAUGGAGAUUGACGAUGUGAGAAGCCUCAUCACACUCGCCAGGGGUGACGUCAGACGUUGUCUCCUCCAGCUCCAGUUGUGGGUGAAAAGUGUUCAAGGCAUCAAUGUAGAAGGGGAAGUUCUCAGGCUUCCCCAACCUAGUGCAGGCUGCACUGCGAGCAUGCUGGGUCUUCAUCCUGUGAGUCAAAACCAUCUGCUGAACCUUCUGAAGAAUCUGUCGACUGAACCUGACGUGAACAAGCUGGUAGAGAGCUGGAGAAGAGAUGUUCCUCUACUGUACACCAACCUGGAGAUGCUUAUACCCAUGAGGUCCCACCAGCAAACUCCAGUGCUCCGGUCUAAGCUGGCGGCAGCGGACAUCAACCCAGUGAGGGAUGGAUUUGGGUUUCGCAGCAUGAUGGGAACCGGAUCCCGUUUGACACGCAGAUCAGAAAGAUGCUCCCACUCUCGGAAGACGACGCUGCAUCACAGGACUGAACAAGGCGCCGCCAGUGUAGACUUGAAAUGUUUGAAUGGUCUGGCUGACUUUUUUGACGUCAUGUCGUACAUCGACGCCACGGUCGCAACAACAGAAGCGCUCGAUCCAGUGACAUGCACAAGGGACUUUGUCUGGACUGGAGCUGACAUUAAAGACGGUUUAUUCGAUGAAACGAGCGAGGAGGAAGUGCGGAGUCACAGCCGGGAGAGACUCUUGGAAAUUCGGGCAACUGCGGAGGCUUUGGGGUGUCGCGGGUGUUGGAGUCACAUGUCGGACGUUGAAACUGAAGCACAGAUGCGCAGACCGGAACUUGGACAAACACACCUCACUCGUCAACCUCCAGCUGACCCAAUCAUGUGCUAUAGGAGGUACAAGAUGAGCCAAGCGGUGCUGAGCAGUCAGCACUUUGGCCUGCUGGGAAACAGGCAGGCUGUAUGCGUUGAUUACCUACCAGCCCUCCGCUCCAUCAGUCGCUCUACAAGGCAGCAAGAGGACGAGCCAUCCCGGUGUGUGAACUACCUCCGAAGUUUACACCUGGGCCUCUCCAAGUCAACACUCCAACUCCUGGCCCAGGAUUUCUCCAGUUCUAAUUUGACAGCCUAAAAAAAAAAAAAUUCACUAUUUAUUUUCCACUCAGCCUAUUUACUCGAAACUGUCAAAAUUCAUGUUGAGACAGCUGCUGGAAUUAUGUGCAACCCUGAAUCCUAAAUACAUUUUUUUAACUGUUCAAGCACUGAGGUCACUUUCCUUUAUUGCACAAUGUACAACGUAGACACACACACACACA
This is a messenger RNA of Hippocampus comes (tiger tail seahorse), 3686 nucleotides long. RefSeq names its product ATPase family AAA domain containing 5b (gene atad5b). Gene Ontology annotation, cellular component: nucleus. Gene Ontology annotation, molecular function: DNA binding; ATP hydrolysis activity; DNA clamp unloader activity. Lineage: Eukaryota; Metazoa; Chordata; Actinopteri; Syngnathiformes; Syngnathidae. The transcript is spliced from 15 exons. The coding region runs from base 896 to 3502 and encodes 868 amino acids. The record is from RefSeq and is a predicted model, not a curated record.